GAAGGACGGGGAUUGGCUGGCAGCAACGCCUGUUGUGCGGCGGUUGUCGCCGAAGGUGCCCGGCGCCGGCUGGUGUCAAUUCUUACUUCAGUCUGGGUCACGCGCCCUUUGCUUUUGGUUCGUGAGUUUCUUCCCUUUUUCUCGCUCGCCUUGCUGCGGCUCCUAAUCUUGUGUGAGCAGGACCAUGGCGGAUCAGGGUAACAGGGGCCCGUUAAUAAGUGAAAUCAGACAACGUUUUGAGACAGAAUAUUUAUCAGCAAAAAGAGAUAAAUAUGAUUCCAGAGAUAUAGAAAGAUUGCAUCAAGAUGAUAUCUGGGUUGAUAAUUUCUUAAUAUGGCGAGAUGAUAUUGUGGAUGAUACACUGAAGAUGAUUGAUGAAAGCUUUCAGUGGAGGAAAGAGUAUGCAGUUCAUGAUUUGACUGAAUCUUCUUUUCCAAAAUUGAUACUUGAUGUUGGUGCUAUUUACCUACAUGGUUAUGAUAAGGAGGGCUAUAAAAUAUUUUGGUUCCGAGUGAAAUUACAUACAAAAGAUUCUAAAACACAAUUUGAAAAAAAGAAACUAGUAGCCUUUUGGUUAGAGCGCUAUGCAAAAAGAGAAAAUGGAAAGCCAUUGACAGUGGUGUUCGACAUGGCUGACACUGGACUGAGUAAUAUCGACUUUGAUUUUGUCCGGUAUAUCAUUAGCUGUUUUAAAGUAUAUUAUCCUAAUUUUCUCACAAAAAUUGUGAUUUUUGAAUUGCCUUGGGUAAUGAAUGCUGCUUUUAAAAUUGUAAAAAAUUGGCUGGGUCCAGAAGCAGCCACCUUGUUGAAGUUGACCAAUAAGAAUGAAAUCCAGGAGUACAUAACUGCUGAAUACCUACCACCUUAUAUGGGUGGGACUGAUGCUUUCAAAUACAGUUAUCCUCCAUUAGUUGAUGAUGAUUUCCAAACUCCAUUAUGUGAAAACGGACCUAUUACUAGUGAAGAUGAAGCUGAAUGCAAAGAAGUAGACACCAAUAACAAAGACAACUUAGACACUACUGAAGACCAAGCACUCAAUUCAAAAAAGGGAAAUACUUCAGAACAAACUCCAAAAUCAGAAGAGUGUGACAAAUUAGAUUCUAAAACAAAAAAUGCCAAGAAAGCACUUACCACUUUUAAAGGAUCUUUAUUGCAUAUCAGUCCGGCAGAGGAAUUGCAUUUUGGGUCCAAAGAAACUGCAGAGAAGAAAUGUUUGAUAGUUCUGACAAAUGUUACUAAAAAUGCUGUGGCAUUUAAGGUGAGAACAACUGCUCCUGACAAGUACAGAGUAAAACCAAGUAACAGCAGUUGUGAACCUGGUAUUUCAGUAGAUAUUGUUGUAUCUCUUCAUGGGGGUUGUGCUGCUUCUUUGCAAGACCGUUUUCUAAUUAUGGCAGCAGAAAUGGAACAGUGCUCUGGAACAGGAGCACAGGAACUAUCUCAAUUUUGGAAAGAAAUUCCUAGAAACAAAGUGAUGGAGCAUAGGUUAAGAUGCCAUGUUGUAGAAAGUAGCAAGCCUUCUUCUUUAACCAUAAAUGAAAAUGCCUUUAACAAUCCUUCAAAAACCAAUGAAGAUUUACACUUUCAGUUAAGGCAACUACUACAAGCUAAUAAAAGACUUCAAGAACAGAUUGACCGUUGUGUCUGGUUCCAACAAGUUACACUUUUCCUAAUCUUUAUCCUAGUCACUAUUGUUUGUUUCUUUAUGUUGUGUGCUCCAGGAAGCGAAAUAUAAUGUCCCUUCUAUGCAAUUGUGCUGUAAAAAGGCAAAGAACCAGUAUUACUCUAUGGGCCCUCCUUAUUGGCCAAAUGUGAGAUCUGUAUAGGUUUUCUUAAAAAAUAAAAAAGGAAUAAUGUGAUCUUUGCCUUUAAUCAGCACAUAUGAUUUUGUUAAUUUAUUACAAAGUUAAAAAAACAAGGUAAUAAGAGAGUCUUUCCACUGGACACCGUAGUAACUUAUUUCUGUCAUGCAGAUAAAUUGCUUAAUUUCCUUUGAAAUGUAAUUGGGGAAUAGCAGACUAGAAUUUCAUUUACCAUAAUGUCCUGGUGUCUAAGUACCAUCAUGGCCCAUGAAUGUACAGUUUAAAACUGAAGAACUCAUUCCUAAUUCUUAUUCAUAUCUUCCAGAAAUAUUGCACCUAUUUUACACUCAACUAUUUGCAGUCAAUAUAGCCCUAUUACCCAGAGGUGGCUGCCAGAGUUCCAAAGAUAUCCUUAUAAGACUCUUGUAACUUGUUUCAUGUAGAAAGGUGCUAUAUACAGUACUAUGAUUUCAGUAUCUUUUUUAGUGAAAAUGUGUCUAUAACGGUCACACUUUGAUCUCAAUUUCUUGUUGCAGUAUUACUGAAUACAUUUUGGAGUAAUCUUGGGAUAACUGCUAGAAUAUUAUAAAUUAUGAUUCCUACAGUUUGGAAUGAAAGAUAUAUAUGAAAAUUCAUGAAAACAAGCAUAAUUCUGAAACAUUUUUAAAAAAUGAAUAAAUAUCUCUCAAAUAUUCCUUAGGCUCAACAUUUCAUGAAAAUUAAUGGAAGCUGAUAAAUAUCUAUCAGCUACCCACAUUUAUUAAUGUGGAAUCUUUUUUUGUUUGUGUCAAGCUGAGACAAAAUGUAGAUAUAUGGUUCAAAGCAAGCCUUAAAAUCAGUUCUGAAGGUUUUUGUCACACUGCAAAAUACUGUAAAACAGAGGUGGGGAACGAAGGCACCCACCCCUGUAAAAUAUAAAUCUAGAACAUACCAUAUCUAAAAAUUUGUCAUUUGCCAUUUUGCAAAUGAAGUAAACAUUUGUACACAGAAAUUUUUGUUACAUUGUCAGAGGAUUCAUUAUUUUAAAAAUCUCAUAUUACCGCAAAUUCUCCAUAUGUAGGAAAACUGGCAUUCAGCGCAGAACACAUUUUUGUUAUAAAAUGCAACUGCUGUUAAAAAUGUACAGCUUGAUAGUACUGCUUACACUUUUUUCCUCGAUUAGUCAUUGCCAUUGUAAUUAGGACACUUUUAAUGCAUUCCUACAAAUAUAUAAGGUUUCAAAAGGCUUGUGCACUUAACUAUAUUGGAGGUGCAGCUUUAAUGGGUAUAAUUAUGAUUUGUUCAUUCUGCUGGUAACAGAAGACUAAUUUGGAAGACCCCAUUUUAAAAAAUACUGCCCUGCUGUCAUUGAGUCUAGUUCAACUUAUUUUUACUCCUAGAGAAAUACUGAAACUAAGAAUUUUAUCAAAAGGCAUAAUAAUUGGCAGGGCAAUUUCAAUCCAGAACAAUUAAUUGUGUAACAAUUACUUGUGUAAUAAUGAAAUAUAUUUCCAAAGUUACCUUUUGUGUUCCUGGAUCUAUUCUAUACUGAUUUGUCAUGUUUAGCUGUUGAUCACAGGCUACACAAUUUUCUGGGAGUCACUCAGGUUAUCCUCUCUAUUAAAAAUAUAUAUACCACUUUCAUUUCCACAAGGAAGCCAAACUGUUCGAAUCAUUUGUUUCUCAUCUCAAAUCUGAGGCAUGUGUGCUUUCAAUAAAUUUCUGCCAUAAAAAUUCUUCAGUAAGAUAAUUAUAGAGGAUCAUUCUAGUCUUAAAUGUUAAAAAUAUUUUUAGAAAAUACUUGCCAUAAGUUGGAAUGAAAUUAAUUGCACUUUAUUGAAUAUUUUCCUGAUAUAUCCAUAAAAAUGUCAAAUAUUGAUAUUCUGGUGCUUAAAUAUUUUCAGUAUUUUAUAACUUGUAGUCAUAUUUUCUAUGUGAAAUUUAGUAGGUAUUUUCUAUUUUAAUAUGUUACAGAUAAAUAAUUCAAAUUGUGAAAUAAAUUAGUGUUCACUGCAGUUCUUAAAAAAAAACCCUACAAUUUUAAUACAUUUUCAAAGCUAUAACCCUUUUCUUGCACUUCAGUAUAAUCUGUAUUUAAAAUGUAGUAUUAAACCGCCUUCCACUUUACCUGGUUUUGUUUGUCAUCAAAGGACUAGUUUUGUGUUAUUUAUACUUUAUAGGCCCAGAAGAAGUCUACAUGAAUUAUUAAUUUACUUCAAUAGAUUUGAGUGAAAAUUUAACCUUAGUAUGCAGAUUGUGAACUAUUACCUGAUGCAGUGUUUGAACACAAUGGGAUGAAACUCUAGGUUUGUGACAGUACAGCUUUUUAAAAGAAUGAAGGUAAAUGGGUUCAAUCAUCUGACCCCAAUUAAUAAUAUAAGAAGUCUGUUGGAUAUUGUAGUACAUUAUAGUUGGACUAGGAUAAUAUUCCCAUUUCAUAAGCAUAUGUUUAGAAGUAUGCAAAAUCCUUCAAAUUUAAAAAAAGUAUGGAGUAUGACACCCUGGAAUUUUGUUCUCCAUAUUGGGACUCCUUGAGAUGGGGUGACCCACCCUCUCUGCCAGCUUUCCAAUUCACUUGUGGGAAGUUAGCAGGGAAGGUCGCAAGUGGCAGUCAUGUAACUGCAACUGUCAUAAGUAUGAACCAGUUACCAAGUGCCCAAAUUGCAAUCGUGACUGCAGGGUGCUGCAAUAGCUAGAACUUAAAAGACCAGUCAUAGAUACCAUUCAUGGAGUGUUAUGUGUACAGUCACUGAAUGAAUGGUCACAACUCAAACUACAUUUUUAUCCCAAAUCAUCCUGUGUAAAGCCUAUUAAGUUGGUCAGUCAGUUAUGAAUUUAGUCAGGAAAGCAUGAUAGUUCAAACUAUCUGUUUAUUUAAUAUUUUUAGCUGGUUUUAAGUCCCUUAGUUUUGUCUACAGUCCAGAGUUCACUGGAUGUGGACAGUCAAUAAAUUUAAAUGAAAUAAAUAUCCUUACUACAAGGUAUGACAUCACAAUUGUAGCAUCUGCUUAGGUUAUAACUUAAUAUUGUUCUUCCUUUGCUUUUUUAUACUCGUGGCUGAAAGAUACCCCGAAGUAUUUCAUGAAAUACUUAAAAUGAAUUAUUAAAAAUGGAAAUAGGAUAAAAUGCUUCAGAAUCAGAAUUAGGUUAGUUCUGGUAAGUGACUUUACAUGAAAUUUAGCACAAUGACAAGCCUCCAAAUUUCAAUAGACAGAGUAUCUUUUACUUGAGAGUAAAACUCCUAUUCUGAAAUGAUUGUUGCAACACCAGUUAUGCCUAACUGCAAACAAAUGACUAAACAAUUUUUUAUAAAAUGUCAUUUCAGAUACCUAUUAUUUUAAGUAAUUGUGUUUGAUACAAUUAAUACCUUAUUCUGCUGCCAAUCAAAGGAGUUGCAUUAUACUGUAACAAAAAUUUUAAAAAGCACUGUAAGGAUUAAGUUAUUUUUAAUAAAAUUGAUGUGUUUUGAGCCUACAAA
This is a messenger RNA of Pantherophis guttatus, 5259 nucleotides long. It is a transcript of the gene MOSPD2, whose product is annotated as motile sperm domain containing 2. Lineage: Eukaryota; Metazoa; Chordata; Lepidosauria; Squamata; Colubridae. The record is from RefSeq and is a predicted model, not a curated record. Gene Ontology annotation, cellular component: endomembrane system; endoplasmic reticulum-endosome membrane contact site.